Molecule: messenger RNA, 1066 nt
Organism: Rosa rugosa (rugosa rose)
Lineage: Eukaryota; Viridiplantae; Streptophyta; Magnoliopsida; Rosales; Rosaceae
Exons: 2
Coding region: 288-665 (125 amino acids)
Source: RefSeq, a predicted model, not a curated record
UCAAGCAAUUUGCUUAAGUUUGUCGUUCACCUAUGUCACAUUCGAUGUCUUGAAAUUACGAGUUACUCCUUAAAGGUAUAGGGUGUUUCAUACUUUCAUCUGUUUUCAUUUUUUUUUUUUUUUGGUAACAUGUUUCAUACUUUCAUCUGAUGAUCAUAUGAAAGAUGAUGGGAAUCAUAUGCUAAUGAGUUUGCUUUCUUACUUUCGCCACUUUGCUGCAGUAUUUGGGUGUUGGUGCCUUGCCUGGAAAGCUGCCAGAACCAUUAAUAUAUCUGAAAAUUCUUUCUAUGAGUGUAAGCUUCACUGAUCUAGAGGAGAUUACAACUGCUCUAUGCCUCAUAAGUAGCUCUCCAGCUCUACAGGAGCUAGAGAUUUUUGUCCACCGUGACGAUGGGGAUGUUGUGGGUGAAGUGAAUUCUUGGUUAGAAAAUUUAGACGACAACUCGAAUUAUCAGUUCACCCAACUUCGAGGUAUAGAAAUAACUUGCAUCUCUGGUGCCAAAGUUGAACUAGAUUUGAUGAAAUUUCUGCUGUUAAGUUCACCUGUGCUUGAGCGGAUGACUCUUCAGCCCGCUUCUGGAGAUGGUUCUUUGAAAAUGUUAAAAAAGGUGGUCCAGUUUAGGCGUGCCUCAAUGCAAGCUGAGAUAAUCUUCUUGGACCCAUGAUUGAUCAAGAAUUACCCAAACAUAGUAACAAAUGAUGUUUAUCAUCUGCAGCUUAUAGACUUGGUUGCAUUUUGAUGAGUACAUUAAGUGCAACUCUUUAUGGUGCAUGUGCGUUUGGAUUUCUGAUGCUGUCUCAUAUUGGUUGUACUAUCUGGAAUUGUCAUUGUUGAGACUCGUUUUCAUUAGCUAGCAAAAUGUCUGGUUUUCCUAUGAAUCAGAUAAUGAGAAGCAUAGAGAUACUAGAACUCAAGUAUGAUGCUAAGAGGAUAAUAUACUCUUACCGCUAAAGAUCUCUGUCUUGGUUAUGGCACUGGUAGUACUGUAGUAGCAUAGGGUAGCAUAGCCCUAGACUAAGGAAGAAAUCAGUUUUCUGUUAAUUUCCAUUUAUUUUCAAGUAUAAG